Molecule: messenger RNA, 970 nt
Organism: Fomitiporia mediterranea MF3/22
Lineage: Eukaryota; Fungi; Basidiomycota; Agaricomycetes; Hymenochaetales; Hymenochaetaceae
Exons: 3
Coding region: 640-903 (87 amino acids)
Source: RefSeq, a predicted model, not a curated record
UUUAUUGCAGUUGAUAUACACAAACGCAUCGUAAAUGGUAUACCUUAUGAUUUGUAUUUCAUCUACACGAUCUUGGGUACCUAAUCUACCCGAGUUGAUGCGCUUGGCCUACACGGCGUUUCGUGUACCAGGGCUACACCGCGUCGACGGUCGAGUAUCCGAUGUACCACACGGAGCCUAUCACAACUGCAGGAUGCGUCAUUUACUGACCAGCUAGAUCACUACGAUCCCCGGGCGUUCCGCCCGCCCAUGCGCUGGCUAUAUUUUGUUUCCUACGUAAUCUGAGGUAUCUGAUCUACACAAAAAAUGGUUGUGUAUCUGACCUACAUAGCAUAGUGCCCGAUCAUGAAUUGGAGGCGUGAGAUUGCGGUCUUCGAUUUCCAUUACAUCCUCAUUGCACGGAAACCGGCACCUGCACCUGGGCUGGCACACAUCACAGAAAACGGCUAGUUCCUCUGCCCUCUCUUUCAACAACCAAGAGAGCAUUGAUUAUGGCACAUAAGAUAUAAAAGGAGCCUCAUCGAACAGUUCUCUCUUAUCAACUUACGACGAGCUUCCCUUUGUUACAUCUUUGCUCAUCGUUGUUAUUGCGAACACAGUACUCUCACUUGUUUUCACUUGCGAUAAGGCAGUGCCAGCAUGUCGACCUUCGUCUACGGAAACAACCUGAACGGUUGUACCAUCACGAUAUCGAACCUAGUCCAGCACAACGCGCCGCAGCCCAAUACCGCCCCCGCCCACCACGGCAAUAGAGCGCAACACGGCUUUGUUCCGGCGACACCUCCGCCGUCAUACGACUCACAUGCUGAAGGAAGUGUCGACGAAUACGCGUCUAGUGAGACCCUUGUGGACGACCACGACUCUGACGCUGCCGCUGACCAGGAAGCAGGCGACGAGAACUAAGCCUUCCCGGCCGCGGUGGUCGCCAAGUAAUUCGAAGUUUUCCUGCAUCUUGUAUCUUGUUCCCUAU